AUGAGGAUAACUGACGACCAAACUAAAUUCUACCACGUCCUUGCAACGCUGGAUAGACAGUACGCAGCCGAAGUAGAGGAUAUUCUCACCGGUCCAGCUGACUACGCGCGCCUGAAGUCCGAGCUGAUUAAGCGUUUGUCUGUGUCGCGCGAAAAUAAGGUGAAGCAGCUACUGAUGCACGAGCAGCUUGGCACACGCAAGCCGUCGCAAUUUCUCCGGCACCUGCAACAUCUCGCUGGACCAGCCAUACCUGACGACUUUUUGAAGACGAUCUGGACUAGCAGGUUACCCACGGGAUUGCAGCCGAUCAUCGCCUCGCAACCCUCGCUGUCGCUGGACGCUCUCGCGGAACUAGCCGAUCGUGUGCACGACAUAGCGACUCCGACACAGCAAGUAGCCGCCACGUCUUCGUCAGCACCGUCAUCAUCAAUCGAUCUCCUAACACAGCAGGUGGCGCAGUUGACAAAGCAGGUCAGCGCGCUCCAGAUGCAAAUGAGCCGACAGCCGCGUCAACGGGAGCGAGGCCAUUGA
This is a messenger RNA of Amyelois transitella, 531 nucleotides long. RefSeq lists its product as uncharacterized. Lineage: Eukaryota; Metazoa; Arthropoda; Insecta; Lepidoptera; Pyralidae. The transcript has a single exon. The record is from RefSeq and is a predicted model, not a curated record. The coding region runs from base 1 to 531 and encodes 176 amino acids.